GGCGCGAGUCGAACAUGAGCGAGUGAGUAUGCCCUUGGGCAGUCUGUAUGCCGUUUGAGCUCACACAAGGAACAGGGUUAGCUUCCUCAGCAAUGUUGGCAUGGCCAACGACGAAAUCUUCUCAGGUCCCAUGUCUGAGAGUGUGCCCACUGCCAACAGCUCUUUCGCUCACCGUCGUUCGCGCGCAGACUCGACUACCAGCUUCACCUACUACGAUGACCAGGAUGAGGAUCGUGACAUCUCCGACGAAGAGUGGCUCCAAGAAGAAGCCAUCAUCGAUGAAGAAGCUGAGCUGGAAGAAGGCCAUGCUGAUAUCGAGGACGGUAAUGCCUUUGCGGAGCCCGACAUGGACCUGGAAUCCAAUCAUCGUCCUUCUCUACACAGCCGUAAAUCUUCUGGCUACUCCAGAUCAUCUGCACGCAGCCCACUUCUGCGGCGCCGUCGUUCCUCCGACACGGACAGAAGCGUCCGCAGUGGUCACGGAUCGGGCGGAAGGUUGAGCCAGAAAAUUUAUAUUCAAAAUGAGGAUAUGACCAUCGUCGUCGCCGGAUUCAAGACUUCUGUUCUUGGUUACGCUAUUUACCUCUGCAUUUCCAUCUGUACUCUUGGACUUGGUUUUCUGUUGUUUCGCUGGCUGCCACGAUGGCGCGUGCGCUUGACUGGCUCUCCCACCGCCCUGCACAAGUGCGAUUGGUUGGUUAUUGAGAAUCAGUGGAAUGAGAUGGUUGUCCAGCAAUUGAGCAAGCAGAGUUUCGACAUGCCUCUGUCCUCGGUCUUUGGUAUGCCAGGCAAAGGUAAAAUGCGCGAAUUUGACGAGUACAACGAUCCUAUCCUGGACGAACUUCGCAUCAUGGACUACCGCUACAUUCGUUUCUGCUUCCACCCCUUCAAGGACAAGUUCAUUCUUGGAAACACCUGGCAAGAUCCUGCCUGGACAGAUGUUGUCACCAUCCGUGCGGGUAUCGAUGGUGAAGAGCAAGAAAACCGCGAGCGUAUCUUCGGCAAGAACAUGAUCGAUAUCGAGCAGAAGUCGAUUGGCCAACUUCUCGUUGAUGAAGCUCUGCAUCCUUUCUACAUCUUCCAGAUUGCCAGUCUGUUCCUCUGGUCUGUGGACGAAUACUACUACUAUGCUGCCUGCAUUUUUGUCAUCUCGAUUGUGAGUAUUGCAUCAACAUUGGUUGAAACAAGAGCGACCAUGGCACGUCUCCGUGAGAUUUCGCGUUUCGAAUGCGACAUCCGUGUUCUCAGAAGUGGUUUCUGGCGUUAUGUUCAGUCUUGCGAUCUUGUUCCAGGAGACGUCUAUGAGAUUACAGACCCGAAUCUCUCGCAGUUCCCUUGCGACAGUCUUUUACUUUCUGGUGACUGCAUUGUCAACGAGAGUAUGCUCACUGGAGAAUCCGUACCUGUUUCCAAGGUUCCGACGACUGACGAAUCUCUGGAACUCCUCGAUUUGAGCGCUUCAUCUAUCCAUCCCGAGGUUGCGAGAAACUUCUUGUUCAGUGGUACUAAAAUUAUUCGCGCACGCAGGCCGCAGGAGGACAAGAGUGAUGAAGCCGCUGCUCUUGCGCUUGUCGUUCGCACAGGUUUCAAUACUACCAAAGGAGCACUGGUUCGCUCCAUGCUUUUCCCUAAGCCAUCUGGAUUCAAAUUCUACCGAGACUCUUUCCGCUACAUUGCAGUCAUGGCGGGAAUUGCCAUGGUUGGCUUUGUUGCUUCAUUCAUCAACUUUGUUCGCCUUGGGCUUGCCUGGCAUCUCAUCGUUGUCCGAGCACUGGAUCUCAUCACUAUUGUCGUCCCACCUGCGCUACCUGCUACGCUCACAAUCGGUACCAAUUUUGCUCUGUCUAGACUGAAGAAGAAGUACAUCUUCUGCAUCAGUCCUCAAAGAGUGAACGUUGGCGGCAAACUCGACGUGGUAUGCUUUGACAAGACUGGCACUUUAACCGAGGAUGGUCUCGACGUACUCGGAACUCGUGUAGUACAUCGACCUGCGAACAGAUUCAGCGACAUCCUCAACGACUCUACCGCCCUUCUUCCUGGAGCCACUUAUGAGCGCGACCCUACAGUCGACUACAACGCAAACAAGGCAAUCUUGUACACUAUGGCUACUUGCCAUUCUCUACGGAUCGUCGAUGACGAGUUCGUCGGUGACCCUCUGGACCUCAAGAUGUUCCAGUUCACUGGCUGGCAAUACGAAGAAGGCUCCGAGCGACCCGGCGCCACCGAUGAGGACGACCAAAACUCUCUUUCGCCCUCUGUAGCCCGCCCCCCACCUGGAAUGGAACUUGAUCUGGAUGAAGACGAAACCUCCCCUAAUAACAAGCGUCCAAUUGAACUCGGUGUUCUCAAGUCCUUUGAGUUCGUCUCUCAGUUGAGACGUGCGAGUGUUGUCGUUCGUCAAUUCGGUGACCCAAGUGGUAACGUCUACGUCAAGGGUGCUCCCGAAUGUAUGAAGGAGAUCUGCCGUCCUGACAGCUUCCCUCCGGACUACGAAGAGCUGCUUAGUUACUACACACAUCGUGGUUUCCGUGUUAUUGCUUGUGCAACUAAACAUAUUUUCAAGCUCAACUGGUUGAAGGUGCAGAAAAUGAAGCGUGAAGAGGCAGAAUCAAACCUCGAGUUUGUUGGUUUCAUCAUCUUCGAGAACAAGCUCAAGCCAACCACGACCGGCAUCAUUGAAGAGCUUCGGGACGCCAACAUCCGCACUGUGAUGUGCACUGGCGACAAUAUCCUGACUGCCAUCAGUGUUGCCAGGGAAUGUAACUUGAUUGACAGAUCUGCUCAUUGUUUCGUGCCGCACUUCGUCGAAGGCGACUCGAGGACAGCGCUAUCCCGUUUGAGCUGGGAAAGCGUGGAUAACCCAGCCUAUCAGCUUGACGACAAUACUCUUAAGCCAUUGCCUCCGCCUGCCGAACACGACUCCUCAUUGCCUUAUGACGUUUCGAACCUGCGCAACUACUCUAUCGCAGUCAGUGGUGAUGUCUUCCGCUGGCUCGUCGACUUCGCUUCGCCAAAGGUCCUUCGUGAGAUGCUUGUCUGUGGUCAGGUGUUUGCACGCAUGUCCCCUGAUGAGAAGCAUGAACUAGUGGAGAAACUUCAGAGCAUUGACUACUGCUGUGGAUUCUGCGGAGAUGGUGCCAACGACUGUGGUGCUCUCAAGGCCGCAGAUGUGGGCAUCUCACUCUCGGAGGCAGAAGCUUCGGUUGCUGCGCCCUUCACAAGUCGUAUUUUCGACAUCUCUUGCGUGCCAGAGGUCAUCCGUGAAGGAAGAGGAGCGUUGGUCACAAGUUUCAGCUGCUUCAAGUACAUGUCUUUGUACUCGGCUAUUCAGUUCACCUCCGUGAGCUUCCUCUAUGCUUCUGCAUCUAACCUCGGAGACUUCCAGUUCUUGUUCAUUGACUUGGCUCUCAUUCUUCCAAUUGCCAUCUUUAUGGGUUGGACUGGUCCAUACCCCGUUCUCUCUAAGAAGAGGCCUACCGCCAGCUUGGUCUCACGUAAGGUCCUUACUCCUCUUCUCGGUCAGAUCAUCAUUUGUGUCUUGACUCAACUCGUUGGGUGGGAAAUCGUGCAACGCCAACCUUGGUAUCAGCCACCAGUUCUGGACAAGGAACAUUCCAACUCGCAAAACUCACAAAACACAACACUCUUCCUCAUUUCUUGCUUCCAGUACAUUCUUUCGGCGAUUGUGCUCAGCGUCGGCCCUCCUUUCCGGCAAUCUAUGACACAAAAUCUGCCGUUCGUCAUUACUAUGGUCGUAGCUGUUGGAGUAUCUGCCUAUAUGCUGUUCGACCCUGCUCCAUGGCUCGUCGAUCUGAUGGAGCUGACGGACAUGUCAAUAAGCUUCCAGGUGUUCAUCUUGGUACUUGCCAUCGGAGGCUUCGCCUGUUCGUACCUCGCUGAGAGAGUCGUGUUCCCUCCUCUUUCAAAGUGGAUCGGUAAAGCGAAUGCCAAACUACGACCAAGCCACCAGAAGAAGAGAAAGGAGUACAAGCUCAUUGCGGAGAGCAUGCGCAUCUAAGGUUGACAAACGAAGCCAGAGGCUUUCAUAGAUAGAUGAAUGGCUAUAGUUCCAUUGUAUAGAGUACACAUAUGCGCAAAGCGUUCAGCGGACGAUUUUGGACGAGCACAUGUGUUCGAGCUGUCCUGACACAGUGACUGUUCAGUGUUCGUUGUCGUGAGAUUGUGGUAGACGUCAUGGCAGAGGGUAUCAGGACUUCGCGACUCAUCAGUUUCGACGUCGUCUGCUCCUUCCCGCUCCAUGCUUUGUACUUCCUCGUCAGUAAGAUACCACAUCGAGUCUGUACUGUAUCUGAUAUGUCUUUAGCUGUGG
Molecule: messenger RNA, 4330 nt
Organism: Aureobasidium pullulans EXF-150
Lineage: Eukaryota; Fungi; Ascomycota; Dothideomycetes; Dothideales; Saccotheciaceae
Exons: 2
Coding region: 101-4018 (1305 amino acids)
Biological process (GO): intracellular calcium ion homeostasis
Cellular component (GO): membrane
Molecular function (GO): P-type ion transporter activity; ATPase-coupled monoatomic cation transmembrane transporter activity; ATP binding
Source: RefSeq, a predicted model, not a curated record